Cordyceps militaris CM01 is the source of this 1455-nucleotide messenger RNA. RefSeq names its product Protein kinase-like domain. The transcript is spliced from 5 exons. NCBI's taxonomy places the organism in Eukaryota, Fungi, Ascomycota, Sordariomycetes, Hypocreales, Cordycipitaceae. The record is from RefSeq and is a predicted model, not a curated record. The coding region runs from base 1 to 1455 and encodes 484 amino acids.
AUGCGCUUCCGUGCGCUGGUUUUAGCUACCUGGUGGUCACUAUCCACGCUCGAGUUCAGUGAUGACCUAACUACUCCCUUCUUCAUUCUCAUCGAGGCCGUCAUCAUGGUAUCUGCUUAUCUACUUUCGCAAUUGACGCGAUGGAAACCCAUUUAUCAAUAUCUGAGCCGCCUUUGGCGUUGCGUAAUCCCUAUCAGAGCACUUGCCGACAUGGAACGAGGUGCUGACGACUCCCUAUUCCCGCCCGAGUGGGAUGCUCAGGCAUACCUUGCAGCCAUCAACGACAUCGACAUUCUUCAGCUUGCAUCAAGCUACAACAUGGGAAAGAAAUGCGAGGAAUUUGGCAAGCGUACGAGAGGAAGCUUUAACUUCUGCGUCUUUGUCGUAUUCCCCGAAGAUGACACCAAAUGGGUUGUCCGGUUUCCCAUAUGCCCACUGCUCCAUGAACCUUGGCGGAAGUUGCAGAGCGAGGCGGCCACAUUGGAAUAUCUCCAAGCAAAUACGACGAUUCGUGUACCAGGGGUCAAGGCCCACGGAGAUGGUGCCGGAUUGCACCCCAAGAGCCAGGCCAAAUUUCCAUUCAUCAUUCUCGAAUACAUCUCCGGCCGGCCACUCGAGUACAGUGAAAUCCUACGCAGUCCACCUGGCGCGUUGAGACCCCUCUUUGCCGAGUUGGGCGAUGCUCUAUCGCAACUUCGAGCACUAGAGUUUCAAUAUGGUGGAGCUUUGAUGAAAGAUGGUACUAAUGGGUAUACCAUAACAUCGCCAAACUCCAUAGGCUUAAACAGCCUUCAGCUAAAGGGUCUGAGAAGUCAUACCCCCCGUUAUACAAGCGCCUUGGAGUUUGCGAUGUGCCAUUUCAAGACCCUACGUCAGCAGUUCAGCCUACCAUCAGAAGAAAUGGAAGAGUAUAUCGCUCAGCGUGAGGUAUUUGCCUUACAAGACUUCGAACUAAGGCUUUACCAAUUCAUCGAUCCGGCCUUGAAUCUCCAACCCUUUGUCCUUUCACACGGCGAUCUACGACCGCCGAAUAUCAUUGUGAACGAGGAUCUCUCCCUAGCAGGAAUUAUCGACUGGGAAUGGAGUGGAACUGUGCCUGUUCAGUUCUUUAGACCGCCACUGUGGCUUGGAGGAGUAGAUGCAACAAGUCCAAGAGACAUGAAGUAUCGAUCCGGAUACUCUGAGCUAUAUGAUUCGCUUGUAGAUGCUAACAAGCAUCCUAAUGCUAGUCAGACGCUUGCUAGUGAAUGGGGCCCUCAUCUCUCCUCAAGCUUGCAUCUAUUUCUGCCUGCGGCGCUACUUCGAACUGCUCUCUUUAUCGACAUAUACUACAUGGCUAUUUUCCCCGAAUUCUACAAAGAUUGUAAAAGAGAUGACAAGUUGAAAGACUUAUACGAGUCAUGUAGCAAGUUUCGUGAGAUGGUAAGGGAGCAGAUGGAAACUGUCUGUAUCUAA